This is a messenger RNA of Paecilomyces variotii, 1014 nucleotides long. RefSeq names its product putative aldehyde reductase. Lineage: Eukaryota; Fungi; Ascomycota; Eurotiomycetes; Eurotiales; Thermoascaceae. The record is from RefSeq and is a predicted model, not a curated record. The coding region runs from base 1 to 1014 and encodes 337 amino acids. The transcript is spliced from 11 exons. Gene Ontology annotation, cellular component: cytosol. Gene Ontology annotation, molecular function: aldose reductase (NADPH) activity.
AUGUCGCUCGGAAAGAAGGUCACUCUCAACUCUGGUCACCAGAUCCCUCAGCUGGGCUUUGGUACCUGGCAGGCCAAGCCUGGUGAGGUCGAAGAAGCUGUCUUUGAGGCUCUCAAGGCCGGCUACCGCCACCUGGAUCUCGCGAAAAUCUACCAGAACCAGAAGGAAGUCGCCCAUGGCCUGAAGAGAGCCUUCAAGGAGAUCCCUGGCCUGAAGCGUGAGGAUAUCUUCCUUACCUCCAAGCUAUGGAACACCCAGCACCGCCCUGAGGAUGUCGAGGCCGCCUUGGACGACACUCUCAAGGAGCUCGAGCUGGACUACCUCGACCUCUACCUGAUCCACUGGCCCGUUGCCUUCAAGGCCAGCAGUGACAGUUUCUUCCCUCUCGAUUCCUCCAGCUCCCAUCCCGACGGGGAUGUUGCGAUUGACGACAGCGUCUCCAUUGUCGACACCUGGAAGGCCGUUCUUAAGCUUCCCAAGACCAAGGUCCGCUCCGUCGGUGUCUCCAACUUCACCGUCCAGCAUCUCGAGGCAAUCAUCAAGGGCACCGGAUCUGUCCCCGCGGUCAACCAGAUCGAACGUCACCCUCUCCUUCCCAGCAAGGAGCUCCUUGCCUACGCCAAGGAGAAGAACAUCCACAUUACUGCCUACUCGCCCUUUGGUAACAACAUGGUCAAUGCUCCCCUGCUGGUCACUCGCCCAGAAGUCAAGGAAGUCGCGGAGAAGGUCUCCAAGCGCACCGGAUCUGAGGUUACUCCCGCCCAGGUUAUCCUUGCCUGGUCCCAGGUUGGCGGCCACAGCGUGAUCCCCAAGUCGGUCACUCCCUCUCGCAUCCGCGAGAACUUCAAGGAGAUCGAGCUGCAGGAUGACGAGUUCGCCGCUAUCGAGUCCAUUGGCAAACAGCCUCGCCGCUACAACGUCCCCUACGCCUCAUACAAGCCGCGAUGGCCCAUCGAGAUCUUCGGCGAGCCCGAGGAGAAGUCGGCUCCUCACAAGGUCGUCUUGGGCGCUUAA